CCCGAUGAAUAAAUUAAAUAUUGUAACAGACAGAUUAAAGGAAAAACACUAGAGCAGACUUGAAUACAGUCCAUACCCGUAGACUCAUCUGGUCCGUAAGUAGUUGGUAUGAUUAAGCUUACAAAGAGAGGAAAAAAGUUAGAUAGAAAGAAGAUUCAUGCUCUUCUGUGAAGAUUCGAUUCAUUUCUGUCUCCUAGAUUGAGAAAUCAAAGUGGCGAGGCUUUUGAGAUUGAUGGUCCUCUCAACGGCUGUCUGAAGAAAAAAUGGGGAGGACGUAUUCGGCUAAUUCUAAUGAUUACAAACUUCUAGAAGAGGUGGGAUACGGUGCGAGCGCAACUGUUUACCGAGCGAUCUAUUUGCCUUCCAAUGAAGUUGUGGCCGUCAAGUGCUUGGAUCUCGAUCGAUGCAAUAGCAAUCUGGAUGAUAUUCGUAAGGAAGCUCAAACAAUGAGCCUAAUUGAUCAUCCCAAUGUUAUAAAAGCAUUUUGUUCAUUUGUUGUUGACCGAAACCUUUGGGUGGUUAUGCCUUUUAUGGCUGAGGGUUCUUGCUUACAUCUCAUGAAGAUAGCAUACCCUGACGGAUUUGAAGAAUCUGCCAUCGGAUCUAUCUUGAAAGAAACUUUGAAGGCUUUGGAGUAUCUUCAUCAACAUGGCCAUAUCCAUCGUGAUGUGAAGGCUAGUUGUUUUUACUAUUUAGAAUUUAUAUUAAAAUUUGACUUGGGCCUCUGGAUUGUCAACAUAGCAGGAAAUAUAUUAAUGGAUAGCGAUGGUGAGGUGAAACUUGCUGACUUUGGUGUUUCAGCAUGCAUGGCUGAUAUUUGGUCAUUUGGAAUAACUGCGCUGGAGUUGGCUCAUGGACAUGCACCAUUCUCAAAAUAUCCUCCAAUGAAGGUUCUGCUAAUGACCAUUCAAAAUGCCCCACCUGGACUUGAUUAUGACCGUGAUAAGAGGUUCUCUAAGUCUUUUAAAGAAAUGGUGGCCAUGUGCUUGGUGAAAGAUCAAACAAAGAGACCGACUGCAGAGAAAAAUGCAAAGCCUCCUGAGCUUUCUGUGAAAAAUCUGUUUGUUGACCUGCCACCACUAUGGAAGCGUGUGAGAGAUCUCCAGCUAAAAGACGCUGCACAACUUGCUUUGAAAAAGCUUGCCUCAGCAGACCAAGAAGCUAUCUCUCAGAGUGAGUACCAGCGAGGAGUAAGUGCAUGGAACUUUGAUAUUGAAGAUUUAAAGCAUCAAGCAUCUUUGCUGCAAGAUGAGGAUGAAAUACAAGAAAUCAAGGAAGAAGAAUACAGCUUCAGAUUUUGUACGAGUGCAGAGGUUGCAUCUAGUUCAGCGGGGAAGACAAUGGCUACAAAUAAUUUUGACAGAGAAAAAACAAAUGUUUUCGACGUGCCUGUACUGGAGAAUCAGACAAAUAAAGGAAAGGUAAAUGAAGAUGCUAUAGCAGGAUAUGAUUGUAAUAGUGGUAAAUCUGAUCUUAAGAAUAGAGAACCAAAGCCUGAGCUUCCGCCACCAGUAGUAGAAAAAGAAGCAGCACAAGCCAAGACUAGAAAUCAGAUUGGAAGGCCUCGUCAAACUCAAAGCGGGCCACUCGUGCCUGCUGCUGUGCUAAGUCAUUCACAAUCCGAAAGAGCGCACAACUUCGAAAGGUGUGAGAUCGAAAACCACCAAAUAGCUGACAAGGCUCAGUCAGGGCGGAAAGCUCCUAGUUUUAGUGGUCCUCUAAACCUUCCUAACAGAGCUUCAGCAAACAGUUUAUCAGCUCCAAUUAAAUCCUCAGGAGAUUCUUUAGAUGACAAAUCAAAGACGAAUUUGGUACAAAUUAAAGGGAGAUUCUCUGUAACAUCAGAAAAUGUUGAUCUUGUAAAGGGGUCGCCAUUGAGGAAGUCUGCUAGCGUUGGAAGCUGGAUAUUCGAUUCUAAACAAAUGCCCCAAUCAGCGUCACCCAAGGAAAUUGGUAGCAGUAAUGGGCUUGUGUCUAUUCUCAUGCCCCACCUUCAGAAUCUAUUCCAACAAACUUCAAUUCAACAGGAUAUUAUCAUGAAUUUAUUAAGUAGCUUGCAUACAGUGGAUGUAGAAAAUGCUCCUCAAAAUGGGAAAUUGCCUCCUUUGCCCCGUGCUUCUGAAAAUAAUGGUGGUGUAAGCACACUCACCUUUCGCAUGGAGAUACUUGUUUCUGAAAGGGAACGAAUGCUGCUUUUGAAGAUCUCUGAACUCCAAGCAAGGAUGAAUAGCUUGACCGACGAAUUAACGGCUGAAAAACUGAAGUACAUGCAAUUGCAACAGCGGUUAAAUGCUGCAACGGCCUGCAAAGAUAAUGGAGAUAGAAGAGGAGGAGAUUCAUGAUUUUUCAGAUGGCAUCACAGUGUACAUUCAGAGUGAACAAAGCACGAACAAAAGUGAAGCAGUUGAUGUACCUUUUACCUGGGAUCAUUCUUUUGCUACAAAAUGCUGAAUAGUAACAGUAGUGAGAGAAAAGGAUCCCAGCCUUGUUUGACAGAACAGAAGAAUAUACUCAGCCGAAGAAGAUAUUAUUUUUCCGUUUGUGCUGGUGGAAAUUAGCUCGCUGUGCCUUAUGUGAGUUAUAGCUUCGAGUCCAUAAGAGAGAGAACCACAGGGUCAUCUACUGUAUCCUAUUGUAUUAUGUGAGUUAUAGAUUCAUGUAUGUGCCUGUGUUAAACUUCUGUGAAUAUCAAAUUUGUAACACUAUGCACUGGUAUAUAGAGCACAUUCUACAAGUGGUCCACCCUUAUUGCGGGUAACUAUACAGUAUGGGGUGGUGUAUUCUGUAUCAAUAAAUUAUAUACCAUUUUUACUUUACCUAUAAUGAAUUUGGCUAAAAUUUCAAGUAUGACCGAG
Messenger RNA from Striga asiatica, 2855 nucleotides. The record is from the annotation of a GenBank genome assembly. Lineage: Eukaryota; Viridiplantae; Streptophyta; Magnoliopsida; Lamiales; Orobanchaceae.